This is a messenger RNA of Vollenhovia emeryi, 1728 nucleotides long. RefSeq lists its product as uncharacterized. The transcript has a single exon. Lineage: Eukaryota; Metazoa; Arthropoda; Insecta; Hymenoptera; Formicidae. The record is from RefSeq and is a predicted model, not a curated record. Bases 1 to 1728 code for a protein of 575 amino acids.
AUGGACAGACCAACUCAGAUUCACAAGGAUGACUGGGAGUUACAGCGGAUACUCUGGAUGGACAAUCAUCUCAAUGAGGUGCCAUCUCAUUCAACAACGGUCACGUACGGGACGAAGGUCGCACCAUUCUCAGCCGGACGGACCUUGUUACACGUAGCAGAAGACGAAGGACAUAGUUUCCCACUGGCUGUGCCAUCCAUCACUCAUGACAGGUAUGUCGAUGACAUAUUUGGUGGUGCAGAUACAAUACAACAAUUGCAGGAGGUCGCACAUCAACUAAGGGGCCUCUGCAUGGCGGGCGGCUUUCCGCUAGCAAAAUGGCAUGCAACUCAUCUUGACAUACUCAAGAUUGUCACCGACAGCGAAGACCAAGGCAUCCCAAUCACCUUCGACGAUUGCGCAACCAAGGUACUCGGACUCAAAUGGCUCCCUCAAGAAGUUACCUUUGCAUUCUCAACACGAAGCUCACGCUCGGAAGGCAGAUUCACAAAACGCCUCGUCUUAUCUGAAGUGGCUCAGAUACUCGAUCCACUUGGUUUUGCAUCACCCGUCGUGAUCAAAGCCAAAAUUCUCUUGCAGGAGCUGUGGCUGCACAAGCUCCAAUGGGAUGACCCACGGACAUCCCAGCUCUCAACCCGGUGGCUCAUCUACAGAGAAGAACUCACAAGCUCGACCGAGCUCUCGAUACCUAGAUGGUUUAACACCUGGAGCAACUCUUCUGUGGAACUGCAAGACUUCUCUGACGGUUCUCAAUUGACAAUGACUGCAGUCGUAUACAUCUCCGUUCACGACUCAACUGGAUCCACGUUUUCACUUGUGUGCUCCAAGACUAAGGUAGCACCCCUCAAGCGGCUCUCAAUCCCGCGACUGGAACUCACGGCGGUUCUACUGCUCUCUCGACUCAUGCAAUACGUCGAAGCCACUUUGAACAUGGACGUAACGGCAACCCAUAUGUGGACGGAAUCUCUAGUGACACUUUCAUGGAUCACCUCCGUGAAAGGUUCAUGGAUCAGAUCUCAGGCAUCACGCUGGAAGGAUGUUGUCAGGAACAGGGUGGCUCAAAUUCAAGAACUCACUCCAGCUGCUCACUGGAGAUACAUACCUGGAACUUCCAACCCGGCUGAGUGCGCAUCACGAGGCAUCACGACCACUCAACUUCAAAGCCACGCACUCUGGUGGACGGGACCACCAUGGAUACUCAAUUCAGACUUAUGGCCGUCACAACCAGCACUCUCUGAAGAAUUGAGUGCAACAGAAGCUCGCCCAGGCGUUUCGCUAUUGACGGCUACGCCAAGGACGGAAUAUCAAUGGGAACUCAUCUACAGGUAUUCAAGCCUCACUAAACUAUUGAGGAUUACAGCUCUCUGUUUCAGAUUCGUCUCACGGUUGAGGAAAGUCCACGACUCAUUGCCUGUCAGACACAUCUCUCCAGAGACCUUGGAGAAAGCGAGGCUCUUCUGGAUUCAGGCAACUCAAGCAACGCACUUCUCUCACGAGCUCAAGGCGCUACAAGCAGACUCACCGUUGGCAGUCAACAGAUUAACUGCGUACAUCGACGCUCAAAGAGUCAUUCGCGUCGGCGGACGACUCGCUCACGCAGCUUUUUCACUCGAUGCGACACAUACUGAAUUAUUGCCUCGUCACUCUCAGCUAUCAUCAUUGAUCAUCGCUCACGCCCAUCAACGGACUCUACAUGGAGGCACGCAGCGUACGCUGUCACACAUCUGA